GGAAGCAUGAGGCUGUCCAGGCUCCUCUGCGCCUUCCUGCUGGCUGCUUGCUGCUGCUGUCGCCACGCCGCGGGUGUGCCUGGAGAGGCAGAGCAGCCUGAGCCUGAGCUGGUGGAGGUGGAAGUGGGCAGCACAGCCCUACUCAAGUGUGGUCCCCCCCAUUCCCAGGGCAACUUCAGCCAUGUCGUGGACUGGUUUUCUGUCCACAAGGAGAAGCCAACACUCAUCUUCCGCGUGCACCAGGGCCAGGGGCAGAGCGAACCUGGGGAGUACCAGCACCGGCUCAGCCUCCAGGACAAAGGGACUACUCUGGCCCUGACACAUGUCACCCCCCAUGAUGAGCGCAUCUUCCUGUGCCAGGGCAAGCGCCCUCGGCUGAGCCAGGAACACCGCUUCCAGCUCCGUGUCUAUAAAGCUCCAGAGGAGCCAAGCAUCCAGGCCAAUGCCUUGGGCAUUUCUGUGAACAGUCAGGAGCCAGAGGAGGUUGCUACUUGUGUGGGGAGAAAUGGGUACCCCAUCCCUCAAGUCAUCUGGUACAAGAAUAGAAGGCCUCUGAAGGAGGAGAAGAACCGGGUCCACAUUCAGUCAUCCCAGACUGUGGAGUCUAGUGGUCUGUAUACCGUGCGGAGUGUCCUGAAGGCACAGCUGCUUAAGGAGGACAAAGAUGCCCGGUUUUACUGUGAGCUUAACUAUCGGCUGCCCAGUGGGAACCACAUGAAGGAAUCGGGGGAAGUCUCUGUCCCCGUUUUCUACCCAGCAGAGAAAGUGUGGUUGGAAGUGGAGCCCAUGGGGAUGCUGAAGGAAGGGGACCGUGUGGAAAUCAGGUGUUUGGCUGAUGGCAACCCCCAACCCCACUUCAGCAUCAGCAAGCAGAACCUCAGCACCAGGGAGGUGGUGGAGGAGACAACCAAUGACAAUGGGGUUCUGGUCUUGGAGUCUGCCCACAAGGAGCACAGUGGGCUCUACGAAUGUCAGGGCCUGGAUUUGGAAACCAUGGCAUCGCUGUUGAGUGGCCAACAGGAGCUCCUGGUGAACUAUGUAUCUGAUGUCAGGGUGAACCCCGCAGCCCCUGAAAGCCAAGAGGGAAGCAACCUCACCCUGACUUGUGAGGCAGAGAGUAACCAGGCUCUUGAGUUCCAGUGGCUGAGAGAAAAGACAGGCAAGGUGCUGGAAAAGGGGUCUGUGCUUCAAUUACACAACCUGAACCGGGAGGCAGGGGGAGGCUACCGCUGCAUGGCGUUCGUGCCCACCGUGCCUGGCCUGAACUCUACACAGCUGGUCAACGUGACCAUCUUGGGGCCACCAUGGGUGGCAUUAAAGGAGAGGAAGCUGCAGGUGCAGGAGAACACGAUGUUGAAUCUGUCUUGUGAAGCCUCGGGACAUCCUCGGCCUACCAUCUCCUGGAGUGUUGGUGGCAUGACAAAUGAACAAGACCAAGAUCCACAGAGGGUCCUGAGCAUCCUAAGUGUCCUUGUGACUCCAGAGCUGUUGGAGACGGGUGCUGAAUGCGUGGCUUCCAACUCCCUGGGCAAAAACAGCACCAUCAUUUUCCUGGAGCUGGACCUCCCUCCCAAUCCAUUAACUGCUCUCACACCAGAUUCCAACGGAACCACUGGUCUCAUCACCUCCACUGUCAGUCCUUAUGCCAAAGCCAACAUCACCUCCACAGAGAAAAAGCUGCCAGAGCCCAAAAGCAAGGGUGUGGUCAUCGUGGCUGUGACUGUGUGCCUCCUGGUCCUGGCUGUGCUGGGUGCUGUCCUCUAUUUCUUCUACAAGAAGGGCAAGCUGCCUUGUGGGCGGUCAGGCAAACAAGAGAUAACGCUGCCCCCAUCUCGUAAGAACGAAUUUGUAGUUGAAGUUAAGUCAGAUAAGCGCCCAGAAGAGAUGGGCCUCCUACAGGGCAGCAACGGUGACAAGAGGGCUCCAGGAGACCAGGGAGAGAAAUACAUCGAUCUGAGGCACUAGCUGCUGAAUCAUACUGAACUCUUUUUGCCUGGACACGUCCUGCUCCCUGCUCACUCCUGUCCCCAGCACUCAGGAUGGUCACCAAAGCCUCUAAAAUGGACAACAGAGAAGACCCCUACUCCAGUCUACCUGCGGACCACAUUUCAGAGGGUCAAAGGGCUAGAACCAGAGCCAUCCUGAGGACUUCAGAUGGCCCCAGCAACCCCCUCCUGAGGGACCACUCUGCCACUGUCUCAAUUUGUUGUGAUGCUCACCCCAAGCAGGUGCCUCAAUAUUCCGGGAGUGGACAGGAGAGUUUCUUGCAAAACAUGUUUUCUCUUUACACAUACUAUGGAUGUAAAUACCCUUCUAUCAACAGCUACUGAAUUAGCCUAUUUAUCUUGAGGUGAUUCCCUGCCCCGAAGUUGGCUUCAAAAUUCAGUCAUAUCACUGCUGUGAGGAUGCACUGAGAGCCCAGGCCCCUUCUCCGCUGGUGAAGUGUGUUGUGCACACUAGUUCUGGACAGUACCCUAGCAGAAUCUGGAAGUAGUUACCUGUCUGCCUCUGGAGUCCCUUUUGUGACACUCCUUUCUCUGGGCAGAAGGCCGGAACUGGUAUCAUUCCUUCAAACACUUGCUGGUCAUAUCUCAUUGUCCCUGCAGUGAGGAAACUGCUCUGUUUUCCAGAGUUAAGGCCAUUGAGUACAAGCCCCUAUAUUCAUUUGGCUCUCAUAAUUAUAUGACUGAAAGGUGAGAGUAGGGGACAGAGAUGAGGUCCACAUGGUCCUUGAAGGGGAUUAAGGUCAUAUACUAGCACCAAACUUCUAGAAACUGAGCUAAUGGACCUAGACCACAAAAGAAGGGCCCUAAUGGGAGGAUGGUACUUCAGGGAUAAGAAACAGGGACUUGGCUAGAGCUUAGGGUAUAUACAUGUAUUUGUGUGUUGGUGUGGUUUGUUGUGUGUAAAUUUGCAAAUGGUUUCCUUUACACACACACACACACACACACACACAC
Pteronotus mesoamericanus is the source of this 2957-nucleotide messenger RNA. It is a transcript of the gene MCAM, whose product is annotated as melanoma cell adhesion molecule. The transcript is spliced from 16 exons. The record is from RefSeq and is a predicted model, not a curated record. Gene Ontology annotation, molecular function: laminin receptor activity. Bases 7 to 1965 code for a protein of 652 amino acids. Gene Ontology annotation, cellular component: plasma membrane. Lineage: Eukaryota; Metazoa; Chordata; Mammalia; Chiroptera; Mormoopidae.